Triticum urartu is the source of this 812-nucleotide messenger RNA. RefSeq lists its product as uncharacterized. The record is from RefSeq and is a predicted model, not a curated record. NCBI's taxonomy places the organism in Eukaryota, Viridiplantae, Streptophyta, Magnoliopsida, Poales, Poaceae.
UUUCCAGGAGAGAGUUUCGUCCCCAACCUCCCUCUCUUCUCCCUCACGCUCAAAAAAAAUCUCUCCUCACUCUGAUCCGUCGCGCCGCCCGCCGCCUGCCGACCGCCGAGGUUCUGCGACGCCGCGAUGCCGGGGAGCAAGAGGAGCCGGGUCUGGAUCCCCGCCCCUGAUCCCGGUGCGACGCCGCCGCCGCCCGCCGCGGCCCCGCCUCUUCGUCCUCCCCUGCCGCCGGCGCGCGCCGCCGCUUCAUCCGGGGACGCGCUGGUCAAAGGCCGGGGCGGCGCCGACGGAUGCCGCGUCCAGUCCAUGGCCAUGGCCGACCUCCUCGUCCAAGAGCAACCGAUUGACGAUGAUGCACCUGAUGCAGAGGUUGGCGAAUCGAGUGAAACGGACACCCCAUUUAGAGGUGGAGUGUUCCAAACUGAAUCAGAAAAAACAGUCUUACUGGGCAAGGACUCAAUCCAGUAGGCAACAGCAACUUUACAAGAUGGGUGGGUCAUGUGAUGUGAGGGCGCGCCACGCACGGCAGACACGCCGGGACUUGGCAGGGGAGGAUGCAUGCCGAGGAGCACGUCGUUGGGGAAGCAUAUGCCAUUGUCGUCGGUCCUGUCCAUCUGUACAUUGUCGUCGUAGGGUCCGAACACAAGUUUUAUUCUACAUUACAUGGAUGCUAAUAAGCAAAGCCAUGCCUGCACUUAGCAAAUUAUCAACCCCUCCUUUUGCUGUUAAAUAUUAUUACUUCACAUUAUGUGUAUGCCUGUAAACAAACCUAUUACAUAUUAGUAUACCUUGGUCUAUUGUUUUGGAUGGUA